This is a messenger RNA of Agelaius phoeniceus (red-winged blackbird), 1893 nucleotides long. It is a transcript of the gene C4H2orf81, whose product is annotated as chromosome 4 C2orf81 homolog. NCBI's taxonomy places the organism in Eukaryota, Metazoa, Chordata, Aves, Passeriformes, Icteridae. The record is from RefSeq and is a predicted model, not a curated record.
CGGUUCCCCUCAGUUUCCCCUCAGCGCCCCCUGGUACCCCCGGUUCCCCUUCAGCCCCCCUCGGUUCCCCUCAGUGCCCCCCGGUUCCCCUCAGUGCCCCCGGUUCCCCUCAGUUUCCCCUCAGCGCCCCCGGGUUCCCCCCGGGUUCCCUCCGGUUUCCCCCCCCCGCUCUCCCCGCUCACACGGCGCUUGCCGCCGCCAUGGAGACGCGUCGCGGCGUGAUGACGCAAGGGCGGGCGGCGCACGGUGAUUACGUCACGUUGCCGUGGAGCCCGGGACGCCAAAGGGGCGGAGAUGGCCGAGAAGGGGAAAUCCCGCGGGGCCGGCACCAGAUCGAAGCAGGACAAGCCCCGAGCGCAGCCCCGGCAGUCCAAGAGGGGCUCCCCCAGGAGCUCCGGGCGCACCUCGAUCCAGCCCAGCCCGUCCCCGGAGCCCCUGGAGCCGCUGGAUGUGGAGCCCAUCCUGGACGAGCUCCUGGAGCGGGUCCUGACCGAGGUCGCGCUGGCAGCCGUGGCUCGGCAGCGGGUGCCGUUCGCGGUGGCGCGGGCGCGGGAUGCCAUCCUGUUUGUCGCCGAGUGGCGCUUCCUGGUGCGGGAUGAAAAAGUCCCGGAGCCCGAGGGGGACCCGGAGCCCGAGCGGGACGGGGUCUGGAAGGAGGACGAGGAGCCCCCGGCCGGCAUCUGGGACUCGUGGACACCGGGCGUUGUCGCCGUCGCCUCUCCGCCCUCGGAAGAGCUCUCGUCCGAGGAGCUCUCCGAGGCAGAAGAGGCUCAAAGUCCGCCCGUGGGUCCCGGUGAGGUUCCCGCCGCUGCUCCCGCCGUGGGUUUCCCUCGGCCCCGCGGUCCGUUCCCGUCCGGGGCUCGCCCGGUGACAGCCAAAGGUCCCCUCGGCCGCGACACCGCCGCUGCUCCCGCCGUGGGUGUUCCUCUGUCCCCGGGCCAGUCCCGGUCCGCAGCCGCCGCCGCCGCUCCUCCCGUUCAGCCUCCCGUGCCGCGGCCGCCGCCCCGCCCGAAGCCGCCCAGCGCUGCCCAGCCCCGCGAGCGGGGCCGCCGCCUCUCCCGGUCCCCCGAGAGGAGGCGCCCACCCUCCCGAGCCCCCGGGAGGCGCCGCCAACCCUCGCGGCCCCCGCAGCCCCGGGCGGCCCCGCCGGAGGCGCCGCCGCCCCCGGUUCCGCCGCCGGUCGCGCCCCCGGUUCCGCCGCCGGUCGCGCCCCCGGAGCCCGCAGCGCCGGCAGCACCGGAGCCCCGCGAGCAAGAGGCACCGCCGCCAUCAUCAUCCUCCCGCUCCAGCGCGGGGUCCGUCCAUCCGCGCAGACUCUCCCACAGCCCCGGGGUGCCCCGGCUCGGUGCCCGGCGCGGUGCCGCCCGCUGGGUGCUGCCCGAGGUGAAGGUGCUGGACGUGAGCACCGAGGCCGAGCGGCCGCGCCUGGGAGCAUCGCGGACCCGGUUACCCCUGCCGGGAUCCCUCGUGCAGGUGAUCCCGGCGACCGCCAGGGCCGCCAGGGCCGAGCCGCAGCUCUGCGACCCCUGGCUGGCCUCGGUGCGCCUGGCUCCCGGUGUCACCGUGCGCUGGGGACGCUGCGAGCGGCGCGGGCCCGCCCUGGCGGGGCACGGCGGGGACGAGCAGGGGGACGAGGCGCUGAGGAGGGCGGAGAAGGACCUGAAACCCAUCCUGCCCUACCCGGAGUGCCGGCUCUCGGAGUACGGAGAGGCGGAGGAGUGGCAGGACAGCCCGCUGGAAACGGAGCGGCUCCCGGAGCUGCCCCUCCCGGCGCCCGGCCCCGCUCUGGGGGGAUCCCUGUCACCCCGAGUGUCGCCGGUGCAGUGGCUGGAACCGGCCGUGGCCUCGGGAGACCCUCCUGGAGAUCGGGGAUCUUUUAAUAAUAUAAAAUAG